Molecule: messenger RNA, 5384 nt
Organism: Portunus trituberculatus (swimming crab)
Lineage: Eukaryota; Metazoa; Arthropoda; Malacostraca; Decapoda; Portunidae
Product: inactive phospholipase C-like protein 1
Exons: 23
Coding region: 668-4027 (1119 amino acids)
Biological process (GO): lipid metabolic process; intracellular signal transduction
Molecular function (GO): phosphatidylinositol-4,5-bisphosphate phospholipase C activity
Source: RefSeq, a predicted model, not a curated record
UGUGACGGCCGUGGCACCGCCAGUCAGCAGAGAGCCAGCGAUGGUGGCACUCCCUGCGCCGCGCCGCCGGGAGGGAGGAGUGUUGUGGUGUUGUACCGAGUCCUGCAGGGGAGCCACGUGAGGAUCUGCCACUCCCCCGACCCCACACGCCCCCACACCUACCACCCGCCGUCCCGUUACUCCAAGCGGGUGUCUGGGGGCGCCACGAGAAGUGCUUGAAAAAUAAGAAUUAGCUGUCAUCGAGUGGUCAGUGUCGAGACCCUUGCCGGAUGCGCCGUGUGUGUGUCUCGGCGGCCCUGUGCACCUCGUGAACGUGUGUGUGUGUGUGUGUGUGUGUGUGUGUGUGUGUGCAUCUCGGAAAGUGUACUCUAUGUGAGGGGAGAUACGAACUUACAUACAGGAGCCAGAGGACACGCACGUAAGAAAAGGGUCGGGCCGUGAGCGGCGGGGCCCGUGACGACCAUGACUCCGGACACAACGAGGAAGAAAAUAGAUGUAGGCCUCGACGAGCGCGUGGCGCUGUGAAAGAUGUGACCUGGCCAGCCCAGGCAGACUUGUGAGGCUGGAACAGUGACCGGCCAGCCCAGGUGCAUCUGUUGCUCCCUCAUUAAAGCAGCCACACGGAGACUCACGCCUCGCACGCGCCGUGUCUCGAGGCCAGCCCGCAAUGGGCGACUCUAGCCGCAGCCCCACCCCGGAGGCUGGCGGCGGCGGCGACGGGGAGUGCCUGCACAGUGACAGAAAUGGGCGGGCGGGCAGCCCCGGCGAAGAGUUCCCUAGAUCUCCCAGCCCGCGCUACCGCCGCUACUCAGACUCCACGCCCACCCGCAGCCCUUCACCCCUGCUGCUGGCGGACGGCUAUGACGAGCUGGAGACGCGCUCCUCCAGGAAGACCAAGUCUGUCUCCUUCCACUCGCACACCAACUGGAAGAGCGACCGCAAGAUCCAGAGUGCGUAUGAUUGCCUGCAGUACAUGAUCGAGGGGUCCAGCAUGGUGAAGCUCAGAGCCAACAGUCGCCAGUACCACCGCUUCUUUCGCCUCCUGGACGAUCUCUCCGCUAUUCGUUGGACUCCCACCACUAAAAAGACCAGCAAGGCGCAGCUCAUGAUCGAACAAAUUAAGGAGAUACGCACUGGUCGGAACUGUGAAUCACUGCGCAACAAGGAUUUCCCGGUGAGUUACAACGAGGAGCGCAUCUUCAGCAUUUUGUACGGGGACUCCUACGAGAGCCUGGACCUCAUUGCUCACAACCCCGAAGAGGCUUCCAUCUGGGUAACGGGUCUCAACGCCCUCAUCGGAGCCUCCAAAGCCACCCCGGACGCCGUGGAGGACAGGCAGACGCUCCGGGAGAUGUGGCUGAAGGAGAUGUUUGAGAAGGCCUCUAAAAACAACUCUGGAGGCUUCAUUGACCAAACCACCUGCAUCAAGCUUAUUAAGAGACUCGACUCCCACGUGGCGCUCGUCAGGGUGCGCCAAAAACUACAGGAGUAUGACAUGGGCAAGACAGAUGGAUGUCGAGGAAGGAUUGACAGCCAAGAAUUCAUCGACAUGUUUAAAGAAAUUGCAACGAGACCUGAGAUUUACUUCCUCUUAAUAAGAUACGCCAACAAGGACUACCUGACACUUGAAGACUUCCACUUGUUCCUCGAGGGAGAGCAAGGGAUGGCUGGGCUGACGACAGAGAAGGUGAUUGAAACUAUUGAGAAAUACGAACCGGCGCCCGAAGCAAGGAAGAAUAGACAGAUGCUGAUAGACGGCUUCACUCGCUAUCUUAUGAGUGAGGAGUGUGAUCUGUUUGACCCCGCCCACCGCGUUGUGUGUCAGGAUAUGGCCCAACCUCUCGUCCACUACUUCGUGUCCACCAGCCACAACACCUACCUGCUGGAGGACCAACUCAAGGGCCCCUCCAGCGUCGACGGCUACAUCAGGGUCCUCGCGUGUGGCUGUCGCUGUGUUAAAGUGGACGUGUGGGACGGGCAGGAGGAGCCUCUUGUGUACCACGGCAACACCCUCACCUCCAAGAUCCCCUUCAGAGAGGUCAUCCAUGCCAUCGCCACCUACUCCUUUGACUUCUCCGUUUACCCGGUGGUGGUGCAUUUGGAGAACCACUGUAGCGUGAAGCAGCAGAAGGUAAUGGCCCGCCUGCUGAAGUCCCUGCUUGGCUCUUACCUCUACGUGCACCCGCCUGACUCGCCGAAGCCCCUCACGGAACUCUCGCCGGAAGACCUCAAGUACAAGAUUAUCCUGAAGGGCAAGAAGUUGGCGCGGGAGGACCAGGAUGAAGGUGAGGUUAGCGAGGAGGACGAAGGCGGGGAGACCAAGAGGAAUACCAACCCCAAGAAGAUCAAGUUGUGUAAGGAACUCUCGUCCCUCAUCUCCCUCCAACGCUCCCGCUUCACUGACCUCAACACGGCGAGAAACAAGCAAGACGUGAGCGAGAUGUGUAGUCUGAGCGAGUCCACCUCCAACAAGCUGGCCCACACGUGCCCCGAGGAGCUGGUCAACCACAACAAGAAGUUCCUCACUCGUGUCUAUCCUAACUCCUCCAGGGUAGACUCUUCCAACUACAACCCGCAGGACUUCUGGAACGCGGGCUGCCAGAUGGUGGCCCUGAACUUCCAGACACCAGGCCAAUUUAUGGAUGUGUAUGAGGGUCGCUUCAGGGCUAACGGGGGCUGUGGGUACCUGCUCAAGCCAGCUGUCAUGAGAGAACACAUCUCAGUCUUCUCGGCACACUCCAGGGAGAUAAUACCAGGGGUGGCGCCACAGCUGCUGAAGAUCAAGGUGAUCAGCGGGCAGUGUCUUCCCAAGCCACGCGGAUCCACAGCCACCAAGGCGAGCUUCAUUGAUCCGUAUGUGGUGAUCCAAGUGUUUGGUAUCCCAGCAGACUGUACUGAGGCCAAGACACGAACAGUGAGCAACGACAGCAGCUUCCCGAUCUUUGACGAGAGCUUUGAGUUCCAAAUCAACCUGCCGGAGCUUGCACUGGUACGCUUUGUGGUGCUGGAUGAUGACUUCAUUGGCGACGACUUUGUGGGCCAGUGCACCAUUCCCCUCGACUGCAUCCAGACUGGGUACCGGCACAUGCGUCUCCUGUCCAGCAUGGGGGAGCCUAUUGAGUCCGCCACUCUCUUUGUCCACGUGUCCAUCUCCAACAAGAAGGGUGGAGGGAAGCUACAGCGGGUGAAGGGCAAGAAGACAGACAAGGUGAAGGCGGACAUCAAGCCUAUCGGACUCAAGGUGGCUGAUGAUUUGUUCAAGGAGGCCUCAGUGCCGCUGGUGGAGGCAGAGUGUGUGCAGGACAAGGUGGAGGAUGCCUGGAUGGAGCUGCAGGAUGAGUGUGGCCUUGAACACACAGCCAACAUGAAGCAGUGUCUCCGUGUCACUAUCUCCCGCUACAUGGCCACUCCCGACACAGCUCGGCUCUCUAUACAGGAGGAGAAUGGGGUUCCAUUCUUGAGAAGCUCCCGGCCUGUUCCCCUGCCCUCACACCUGCACCGCUUGGAGAUAGCACUGCAGAAGGUGCUACUGGAGAUCCACCACUUCCUGGCCCACGAGGAGGAGCUUGUGUCUGCGUUGGAGUCGUGCCUCAAACCAUGCCUGGCCAUGUAUGAUAGCCUGGAGUCCCACCUCAGCUCCAACGGCAUCAAGGGCAAGAAGGCAAACCGGGCCAUGGAGAACUAUGCCUGGAAUGUGCGCAUCAUCAGAGGACAGCUGGACCGCCUCACCACCCUCACGAAGAAGUGCAGGAUGGCCAUGGAGCAGGUGGAGUCAACGAAGACCACCCUGGACAGCCUUAACCAGCGGGAACGGUCGCCUUUGGUGCGGGAACGGCCGAGACUCACCCUGGCCAACAGACACAACACCACGGACAACCUGACAACAUAUGGCAGCCUGGGCCGCUCCCCCACCACACCCGGCGCCGACUGUAAGCCAAAGAGCAUCCUGAAAAAGAGCAAUUCCAACCUGGAGUCAAGCAGCGUCGGGAUGGCAGAAAAUGUGAAGGGAUUUUUGGCCUCAAAAUGAUCCUGACCAGUCUUCUUCACUCAUCAGGCUGCUUGUGUCCAUCCUGAGUGAAUCCUCUGAGAAAGAGAGAGAGAGAGAGAGAGAGAGAGAGAGAGAGAGAGAGAGAGAGCAAUAGUUACAUCUACAGAAGGGCUAUUCUCUACACACAGCAAGAUACAAAUGUAGUUACUGUGGCACCAUUAGCUCUGGGUGGUGUGUCUGAGUGGAGUAAAGACACCAACUCACUUCACCUCACUUCAUCUCAUCUUGCUUGAGACUGAAGUGAAGGUCAGGUCAGGUCAGGUCAGGUCAUCUUACAAAACCGUCUGUCACUUCUUGUGUUGGUAUUAUUUUCCUACAACUCCUCAAUUUAUCAAGUCUUCAAAUGCUACUUCUAGGUUUUUUCUUCUUUGCAAUUUAAUGUAUAAGUUUUGUUCUGUAUUUAUUUUUAUCAUUUUGUGGUUUAAACAUUGCAUCAUACAAUAUUUUAACAUCCUUUUUAUAGUCAGUGCAUCAGUGUUCUUUACAUUAGUUCUUUUUAUCAUUAUUCUUAUGUACAUCUGUAUUUAUAUCAUUAUCUUGGUUUAAAAACUCUAUUAUGCAACAUUCCAACACCCUUUCUUACAAUUAAUGCAUGUUUUUUUUUUCUUUAUUACUUUUCUUUAUUGUUUUGAUACUCAGGAAGUGCAGAGUAUGAUAUUUAAACAUUCUAUGACAGAGUCUACUAUAUUUGAAAAGACAUAUCCUUAGUAGGUUACUCAGUACUUCAGUUUAGAGCACCACAUAUAUACACUUCAAAGUACGUGUGCAAGUUGUGUCUCUAAAGCCAGUCAGUGAAUGAUGGGUUAGCCUCAGUUCAUUCAUGUCAUGCAUUUCAGAAGUCAUGCAUGGCUAUGAUUCAAGGGGAAAUAAGUGAAGUCUGAAAUGAUCCACUCCUAUUAGAUUAUGCUGUGUCUUCAAGCUAUGCCAAGGGGAAAUCAAGGGUAGGUUGCUCAGAAAUUAUCUUCACAAUCUACCUGGGAACCUUGGAACAUUAAACAUUUGCCAAGAGUCAAGUUAUCCAUGUAUGAGGCUGGACUGGAAAGAUAAUGCUGGCUUAGUCUAAAACCUUUCCCCUCUAUCUGAACCCAGUGAUGAAGAAAUGAGGUAAAGCCUUGGUAGAAGAUUCAGUUAGGUAGGAAAGAGUGCUGGAAUGGAAAACAAUGAUGGUUUGGUCUGAAAAUGUUUUCGUUCAAUGAGAGACCACUGUGAUGAUAAAUAUUUAAAAACAGCCUUGUAGUGAAUCUUAAGUAACCGAAUGACAGAUCUGGAGUGGCAAAUAAUGAUAGGUCUCUUAUCAGAGACUGAUGUAACAUUUAACAUUUGCACACAGUCUUGU